Nerophis lumbriciformis (worm pipefish) is the source of this 2709-nucleotide messenger RNA. NCBI's taxonomy places the organism in Eukaryota, Metazoa, Chordata, Actinopteri, Syngnathiformes, Syngnathidae. The record is from RefSeq and is a predicted model, not a curated record.
AUGCUGCGCCAAGCGCUGCACGCCGGCCUGAGCGGUGGCUUCCGAGCGCUCGGCCGCUUCGUGGCCGGCCAGCCGGUGCUGUUCGCCUCGGCGCCGCUGCUGCUGGCGGUUCUGCUGGGCGCCAGCUUCAGCCGCUACCGCGUGGAGGACGACGUGCAGAGCCUGCUGGCGCCCAAGCACAGCCUGGCCAAGAUCGAGGGCAACCUGGUGGACAGCCUCUUCCCCAUCAACCACUCCAAGCACGCACUCUACUCGGACCUGCAGACGCCCGGACGCUACGGGCGCGUCAUCGUCACCGCGCGCCGGGGGAACCUCCUCGAGUCGCCGCAUCUCGACGCCAUCCUCAAGCUGCAUCGGCUGAUCUACCAGAUGCAAGUGACGGCGCCCCCUAGCGGCCCAAGCAGCUUCAACUACUCCUUCUCGCACCUGUGCCUGCCGGAUGACAAAAAUGCCUGCAUCGUGGACGACGUCAUCCGCGUCCUGGAGGAGAUCCGCUCGGCGCGCGCCGCCAACCGUUCAUCGCCGAUUCUCCAUUACCCCAUCACGCAACUGGCCGACGGUCGCCGCGCCUACAUCGGACACCAGCUGGGCGGAGUCCAAAACUGGCCCGGUGACGGCGAAGGGGUGCGCUCGGCCCGCGCGCUCCAGCUUACCUACUAUCUCCGGGUACGCGGCGGGUUGACGGAGGGCGUGGCCGGCCAAUGGGAGAAGGCCUUCUGCGCUGAGCUGCGGCAAUUCGCCGCGCUCCACCCGCAGCUCGGGCUCUACCCGGCCACGUCGUCAUCUCUCCGGACCGACUUCCAGUUCUCUUCGGUGCUGGCACGGCGCCCCCUGCUGGCUAGCUUGGGACUGUGCGGGGCGCUAGCCGUGCUGUGCUGUUCCAUGCGGGACUGCGUGCGCUCCAAGCCGUGGUUGGGCGUGCUGGCUUUGCUGUCAGUCACGCUGGCGGGAUUGACGGCCGCCGGGAUUCUUAAUCUGAGCGGCUCCACCUAUAACUCCACCUACUUGGGAAUACCUUUCGUCAUGCUGGGUCACGGCUUGUUUGGCUCCUUCGAGAUGCUAUCGUCGUGGCGUCGUACCCGCGAGGACCAGCACGUCAAGGAGCGUGUGGCCAGCGUCUUUGAAGACGUCAUGCUGCGUUUUUCGGGCUCCACGGCGCUCCACCUUACCACACUGGGCCUGGCCGCCUCGCCGCUCACCAACAUGGAGGCGGUGCGCCUUUUCUGCCGCGCCGCCGCGCUGGCAGUGAGCGUCAGCUACGCCUACAUGCUGUCCUUCUACAGCUCCUGCCUGGUCUUCACUGGCUACCUGGAGACAGGCUACAGGCACGGCUGCUUCUGCCGACGGGUGCCAAAACAGGACCGGUUGGAUUCCAAGCCGGCCUGGUACCGCUGCCUGAUGUACACGCGCUACCAGGAUGAGGCGCAGACCGCCACAGGGACGCCGCACGGGCCUCACCUGCCGCACACGCGCACUUAUGAUUCGCAUCUACUGCUGGGCUGCGUGAGGCGUUGUUACGCAGACUGGAUCACCAAUACCUACGUCAAGCCCUUUGUGGUGCUGCUCUACCUGGUCUACAUCUCCUUUGGACUCAUGGGGUUCCUGCAGGUGGUCCAAGGUUCGGACCCCAGCACCCUAGUGGCGAUGGACACAGCGACAGUGUUGUACACCCGCGCCCAGCAGCGCUACUUCAGCUCCUACUCCCCUGUCAUCGGUUUCUACAUCUAUGAGAGCGCCCCCUACUGGAACGCCACGGUGCAAGGUGACCUGCUGGAGUACGCCAAAGGCUUCCAGCGCAUCAGCUGGCUGGAGUCCUACCUGGCCUACCUUUCAGAGCGCAACCAGUCCACCAGCUCUCCCCGGGAGAACUUCACUCGCACUCUCCGCCUCGACUUCCUGCGCGAGCCUCGCUUUGCGCACUUCGCCGAUGACAUCAUCUUCGCCGAACGGGGCCCUGGGGAGGAACCCGACGUGGCGGCGUCGCGGAUUUUCCUGGUGGCUAAGACCACGGAGAACAAGCGCGAGGAGAUGUCGGUGCUGCUGGACACGUUGCGUCGUUUGUCGCUCACGUCCCGCGUGCGCUUCCUCAUCUUCAACCCAUCCUUCGUGUACCUGGACCGCUACGCUGCCGCCGUUAGCUCGCCGCUGCGGCACUCCCUGUUAGCAGUCCUCUUCCUGUUAGGACUCUCUUCCUUAGCCGUGGUGGAGCCCUUAGUGUCCGUGUGGUUGGGUCUCACCCUUCUUUCGGUUCAGUUCGGAGUUCUGGGCUUCAUGACACUGUGGGGGGUGGAGCUAGACUGCAUAUCGGUUCUAUGCCUGAUUCUGGCGUUGGGUCAUGCCGCCGACUGCAGCGCGCCGCUGCUGUGCGGGUUCGCCGCCGGCCGGGGCGAGGGCAGGACCCGAUGGGUUCGGCUAGCUCUGGAGCGCCACGGCGUACCCUCGCUUCAGGCCUUCUUGUGCUACGGCGCCGCCCUGGUGCCGGUGGGCUCAGUGCGCUCCAACCUAACCCGCACGCUUUUCCGCUGCCUGGCGCUAACGGCCGGCUGCUCCGCCUUGCACGCGCUGGCUUUCCUGCCCGCCCUGCUCACCUUCCUGCCGCCGUCCAAGAGCCGAAGCCGGCGGGGCGAGGCGGGGGACGUGCCCCGACAGGAGGUGGAGUGCGUUGAGAUGGACGGUACUCGAGUGGUCGACCAGAUCACUACCGUCUGA